This is a messenger RNA of Austrofundulus limnaeus, 2574 nucleotides long. It is a transcript of the gene eps8l3b, whose product is annotated as EPS8 signaling adaptor L3b. Bases 238 to 2205 code for a protein of 655 amino acids. The record is from RefSeq and is a predicted model, not a curated record. Gene Ontology annotation, molecular function: actin binding. Lineage: Eukaryota; Metazoa; Chordata; Actinopteri; Cyprinodontiformes; Rivulidae. Gene Ontology annotation, cellular component: vesicle; plasma membrane; ruffle membrane. Gene Ontology annotation, biological process: regulation of Rho protein signal transduction; Rho protein signal transduction; positive regulation of ruffle assembly. The transcript has 21 exons.
CAGAACAUCGACCUUUGAUCCUGAAGCUUUCAGACUCUAGGAAAUUUUCUCCAAGCUGCCGAGGAGCAGGAGCUUCCUGACCGCCUUCUGAAAACUAAACCCUGAAAGAAGAAAACGAUGUCUCCGAGCUGAUCCUCGAAGAAAGCUUCGCCAGGAAAACUCGUCUUCCAUCAGUCGACGAGGUUGGAGCAUCUUGCAAGAGAUUUCCACGGAUCUAAAAUAAUAAAAAAAUAAACAAUGUUUGGAAACAACRGUCCAUACUCCUACUCCAGGGGUUUCCCACAGGAAGACUUCCCUCAGCAGGGACGGYCUUUCCAACUGGACGAGCCCAAAGAUGUGUUGCUGCAGAGAAACGGCCUCUCCAGGCCAAGUGGAAGAAACAUAUACAAGCAGAGAAAGGAAUAUUUAGAGGAGCUCAACAAAAAACCAGACAUCUUCCAAGUCAGAGUGGAGCAUCUGUUCACCUGUGAGCUGGACGGCCAGGAGGUGAGGACCGCGGACGACUGCGUGGCCAAACUCAUGAAACUGGACGCCAAAGGUCGUCUGUGGCCACAGGAGAUGAUCCUGGGGCUUGAUGGAGCGCAUCUUCUGCUCUCUGACAUCGAGAGCAAGGCUGAGCUGGAGUCGGUACCCAUGAUGAGCAUCAUGCAAACCAAGGCUGUGCUGGACAGCUGCGCCUACAACUCCCUGCUGGCAGUAACAGUGCAGGACCACAGCAGACGUUUCCCACAGGUCUACAUGUUCCAGUGUGAGGAGACCGGGGCAGAGGUGAUUAAGGCCGAUCUGGAUAAGGCAGUGCAAGGAGGAGGGGGGCAUCCGCCUGACGYCAGGAAUAGCUUUGAUCGGCAACGUCCAAGCUUCAGAUCCGGGCCCCGUCCUGUGCAACAAGAGGAGACUCUCCCGCCUCCAGACUACAGAGGCCCACAGCCGAUGAGGAGAGAGUCUGAUUACAUGGCUCCCCAGAGGACCUACUCUCCAGAAGCAGACAUGAAUCAGUAUGCGGAUUUUCAUGAGAUGCAGAKCAGUUCACAGGUGGUUCCUGACGUAUCAGACACAGAGAGGAACAUGGAGAUUUUAAAUCACGUCAUCGACGAUUUGGAAAUCUUCUUAGGCAAAGCAGCUGCAAGUGCACCUCCUCCUCAAGACAAGAAGAAAAAGAAGAAAAAGGCGAAUAUAAACGCUUCCAAUCUGCCACAUUGGGAAGAAUACGUAUUUUGCCUUCAGAAACUCAAAUAUGGAUUCAAUCUGCUGGCUAAGUUAGAAGGAGCUCUGGCCAACCCCACCGCUGCUGAUUAUGUUCACAUCUUCGUCACUAAUAUGGGCGUGAUAGUUCCUCUGUAUCCUGCAGACCUGCCUCCUACAGUUGUGUCUCCCCUGCUGACAGAGCAGGCCUUGAACAUGCUCAAUCAGACCCUGUCCAUAGACGAGAAACGCCUGUGGAAGACUUUGGGCGACUGCUGGUCCAUGCCCAGGUCUGCGUGGCCGGAUGAAAACGUACCACCUUACAUCCCAGAGUUUUAUGACGGCUGGCAGCCUCCUGCUCCGUCUCACGCCCUUCCUGGGCCCCCUCGUCAGAAUAAUCCAAUCAGCAGAGACAACAGCCAACGCUUCCCAUCCGGUCGGUCUGGAGGACCAGUCGAUGACAACCAGAGUUACUCACGAGCCAUGCAGCAGCAUCCUGACGAGCCUGCGGCCAAUGAUCACUGGAGUCCACCUCUACCGAUGCGCCCCACAGAGCCACCACUGUACAUGCGUGUCAUAUACAACUUCAUGGCCAGGAACAGCCAAGAGCUAAGCGUUAUGAAGGAUGAGGUGGUCCAGGUGGUUCAGAAAUCCAGGCCAUGGUGGCUCGUGCGCAACUCCCGAAACGAGGAAGGGAACGUUCCUCCGAAUGUUUUGGAGCGGGUUGACAAUGAUGGAUCCACGCAGGAUCAACAGUGGGACAGCCGUGGUGGCCCCGUGACUCUGAACAUGAGCUCCAGUCCUGCUGAGGUGAAGGCAUGGCUCGACUACAAAGGUUUCUCUAGAAUCACCAUCUCCAGCCUCGGGGUUUUAAGUGGGAAACAGCUUUUGGGGAUGUCCAAAGAAGACAUCAGGACUGUGUGCCCAGAGGAGGCUGGCAAGGUUUUCUUCAACCUUCAGAGUGUCAAGUCAUCACUCGCGCUGGCCAAUGAACCUCCAGGCAUGUACAACGGACGCUACUGACGUGGAACUAAUGAGAACCUGCUGCUCUCUGCAUGAACUCUACUCAAACCGGCGCCAUUUCUACGUUCAGCAGAAGUGAUCAGCUGCUCAAAUUUUACACCGUUACAUCUUUUUCUUAUUUAAUGUAGUCCCAUAUGUUGAUUGAUGCACUUGGGUCUACUUCCCCAUUAAACUCGAGUCGUACAUGCAUUUGUUUAAAAAAGUGGUACUUUCUGCUGUAUUAACCUUUUUUCUUUAAAUCUAUAACUUUAUGAUGUAUUUUGUGGUAGAAAAUGUUCAUGUAAAUUCAGAACUCAAGACAAAGUCAGUACAAGAUUCAAUUUAAUCUGUCAGAAAUAAUGGUUAUAGAUGUUUUAACUGAAAAUAAAC